Gossypium arboreum is the source of this 803-nucleotide messenger RNA. RefSeq names its product late embryogenesis abundant protein. NCBI's taxonomy places the organism in Eukaryota, Viridiplantae, Streptophyta, Magnoliopsida, Malvales, Malvaceae. The transcript has 2 exons. The record is from RefSeq and is a predicted model, not a curated record. Gene Ontology annotation, biological process: response to water. The coding region runs from base 19 to 630 and encodes 203 amino acids.
CUUUAUAUUAAACACCUCAUGAAUAAUUGUUUGCUUUACUGUAAAACACAUCUCCCCUUUUUACGUAUACGAAAAAUGGCUGAUUUGAGAGACGAACACGGCAACCCUAUUCAACUCACCGACGAACACGGCAACCCGGUUCAACUCACUGACGAACACGGUAACCCCAUUUAUGUCACCGGUAUUGCCACCAAGCAUCCCACGACGACAACGUCACUGUCGGGUUUAAUGGGAUAUGGCACCGGUUCCGCCGUCGCCACUGAUCAGUCACAACAGCAGCUGCAGCCACCGCCUCCGCAGCAAACACAGCCGCUGCAUUACGAGGUUUCCGGCAAGGAAAAGAUUCAACGCUCCAGCAGCUCCAGCUCCAGCUCCAGCUCCAGCUCUAGCUCGUCGGAGGAUGAUGGGAUGGGCGGUAGAAGGAAGAAAGGGCUGAAAGAGAAAGUAAAGGAGAAGCUAACAAGUGGAAAGAAGAAGGAGGAGGAUCAAUCUCAGACCAAAACUUCGGCUGUCAAAACCACCGCGUCAACCACAACCACCACGACUGAUCCCCCGCCUGGCCAGCACCACGAGAAGAAGAGUGUGAUAGAGAAGAUAAAGGAAAAACUACCUGGUCAUCAUGCUCAUUAACCACUGAAAGUUUGUAGUUGUGUUGAAUUAUUUACUUUCUACCGUGAUGUUGUAUUUGUGAAUUCUAUGUCUUUUAUUUUUGAACUUUGAAGUGUGCUACGUUUGUGAAAUGUGUAAUAUUAGUAUUUUGUUUUUUUAGUUAUUUGACCUUAAGUAAAUGAAUGUAUAAUGAA